AUGGCUCACCUCGGUACAAUUGAGACGCUUUUAUUAGCUGCGGAGUGGCACCCUCGCUGCGUCCAUCUUCCCAUUGAAACUGACUACUGGCAGCCAGAGAUGGCUCUCUCUGAUGACGAACAGGCAACGUCUCGUAGCAAAGUGCCAAACAAAUGGCUUCGGGAGGUGGAGGAAGCCGCUCACAGAUCAGAUCGCAUGUCUUGGAUGCUCCUUGGAAAUGCAUUGUCUCUGAGUCACGAACUCGACAUCUUCGCCGAUGAAGAUGACGCCCCAGCAGAUGUGCUUGACUCGGCGUCUGAACUGUCAUUCCCGGAUUUCCUUCGUCUCCGGCGCCAUCGAGUAGGCAAACUUAUGUUUGUAUACAUAAGCCAACUCGCUUCGCGAAUUGGCUGCUCUUUGCCGAGAACGCCGUUUCACGAUAGUAUUCUGUCCUCAUUAGAAACCCCCAAAUCUAAGCUGGACAAUGAGUGGCAUGAGUACAUGACUUCAUGGAUAGAACUCAGCCGACUAAUAAGGACGUCAUCCGACUUUCUCUUUCCCUCGAAGAAGGUGACUCAGGAGCUCGUACGAAGCGGUCGGUAUGCAGCUUUCCUGGGACAUUUUCGCCCACUACUGUCUCAAUGGUGGGAUAAGUUCAAGAAGCAUACAAACAACGCCACUUGCUGGCAACUCAUACUGGUUGAUUAUCACUUUGUGCGUGUCUACAUCAACUCCGUGGCAUUGCAAGCCGUUGCGGGACGACUGUCUCAAGAUGACGGGCGAAUAAGAAACCCACAGUCUAUGGAUAACCAAGAUUCCGACUUUGUGCGUGAAGUCAUCGAUGGAAGCAGCAGAAUCCUAGAGAUGGUGAUUGACCUAUCUCGGGAGGGCAACUUGAAAUAUCUACCUGUUCGCAUAUUCAUUAGGGUCGCCUCUGCCUCUAUGUAUUUGAUCAAUGUUUGUUACACCCUCAAUCAUGCGGCCCUGGCGCUGGGUGUUCGUGGUAACGAGUUGGACCGCCUGUUAGGUUUGUUAGAUCGUACAGUUGAAGCGUUAUGCCUAAACGCCGUCGACGAUGUGCAUCUCGGCUUUCGAUAUACUGUAUUAUUGAAAGAAAACACAAAGGGCCUGCGGGAACGGUUUAUCCGUGUCAAUCCCCCGCCUAUGGAGGCGUCAUUCUCCUUUGACGAUGCAGAUGCAUUUCUCGGCAACCCCACAGGUAUCUUUGCGCCACCACACGACACAGAGGAUGCCCAACCAAAUGUUGAAACAGAGGUAUCAGAUCACGAAGCCGAUACAGGACUGAAUUUUUCAAUGUCUACUCCAUUAUCUGGACAGGGAAUGGUGAGCGAAACCUCUAUGCCUGGCCAAUUCCCAGCGGCAGGUGACUAUUCCCGGGAUGAGUGGUUUGCGUUGCCAUUUACUUCCGAAACCGAGCUUGGAAAGCCCUUUAUGUCAUACUUUUUUGGCAUUGAGCCUGGAGAUGAAAGGUACUUUUGGGACGCCGCUUAA
Molecule: messenger RNA, 1491 nt
Organism: Trichoderma aggressivum f. europaeum
Lineage: Eukaryota; Fungi; Ascomycota; Sordariomycetes; Hypocreales; Hypocreaceae
Exons: 5
Coding region: 1-1491 (496 amino acids)
Biological process (GO): aromatic amino acid catabolic process; positive regulation of transcription by RNA polymerase II
Cellular component (GO): nucleus
Molecular function (GO): DNA-binding transcription factor activity, RNA polymerase II-specific
Source: RefSeq, a predicted model, not a curated record